This is a messenger RNA of Acanthosepion pharaonis, 3612 nucleotides long. The record is from the annotation of a GenBank genome assembly. NCBI's taxonomy places the organism in Eukaryota, Metazoa, Mollusca, Cephalopoda, Sepiida, Sepiidae.
AUGAAAAGUAUCCAAAUAAAAGAGUCAGAGAAAAAAGAACCUUCACAGCCGGACGGGUCUUAUGAUGUAGAGAAAGAAACAAAUGAAGAUUUGUUAACAUUGGCUGACAACCAAAUUAACCAAAGCAUAUCCCCGGCUCGAGAAAUCCUGACUGGUGACCAAGAUUCACAAAAUAGCACGGAGCAAACCAUAAAUCCUUCCGAUGAAAAUAAAGUUAAGAUCCAACAGGAGGAAGAGUCGUCGAAUAAGACGAUAAAUAAUGACGAUCCGUGCUUAGAAGAUUGUCGGGACGAGAUAGAUAUGGUAGUGACGCACCAAGAAACAAGCGUCAGUAGUGAGUACGACGGCGAAGAAUUCCAAACUAAUCGUACGAGAAUUUCUCCUAUUAGCCAAGACGACACUAGCGAGACACCAGACUUCAUGGAAGAAAUGUCAAGCAGGGAUAAUGAUCACAAACGUAGCAGUGACGAAGAAAAGGAACCCGUUGAAAUGAGUCAGGAUGAACAGACGAAAGAACAGAAAAGCGAAACGGAAGGAAAACUGUCAGACUCUAGCAGCGAUCAUGACAGUGACGGCUUCAUAAGGGAACGCGAUGCGGAGACCCAAGAAACGUUACACAGUAAAGAGAGCUUUAAAGAUCAUGAAGAUGCUCAAGAAGUCAAACAUGAAGAACACCAAAAUCUCAAAGAAAAUUAUGUAUGUAGUGAAAACUUCUACUCGGAUGAAGAGAACAAUGGUGACAAGACAGAGGCAAGUUUGACCAAAUAUCAUGAGUCUUCAUGUAUUGGCAAUUCUGAAAAUAAACUUCACAGUCAAUACAGAAAAGACUUCGAAGAAGAUCUAGAGUAUUUCUCUUCGGAUGAAGAAAUCUGCAUAGAAAACAAGAAUUCGAUGAACAAAGAUGAGUCAUCAUUACAGACCGAUAACAAUGACGUCGAUGAUCAAAGGCAGCCUAAUAGUGGUCAAACAGAUGUCUGUUCAACAGAUCAUCAAGAAGACAUUUUCUCAGGCGAUGAAUUACGACGCCGUAACAAACAUAGAGUAAGAAAACAAUCACGUAACCAGCAGUUACAAAACGCCACUGAAUUCACGGAUACAGACGAGUUCGAACGAGAAUACCCGGAAAGUGGCGAAGAAGAUCGAGACAAUGAUAGAACAGAGCCAAGAUGCCUCCGUCAGAAAAAAUCUGUCAAGAUAUAUAGCGAGGACAAUGAAUACGACAGCUUUGAAUCUGUUGAUGACAAUGAAGAACUUUAUUUAGAUUGUGAUUCCAAAGAAGAUCGCAAAGAAGUGGUUAAUGAAGGAGACGGCACUGAAAAUAGUUCUAUGAACGAUAGAGAGAUGACUUCCGGCAACGAAGAAAGAGACGAACAAGAUGGAAUGAACAUAAAAUCUGACAUUCAAAUGGAAUCGUCUUCAAAUAUUUCUGAGGUGAAUGGUGAACUCCAUGGAACUGGCAAGGAAUGCGGAAGGGAAACGCCUAUAAACGGUGAUGAUACUCAGCAUUUGAACGAUACCGUGAGUUUGGAAAGAGAAGCGAAAGAAAGCACUGUCGUGUCACCAAAUGGAGAAGCAGAAGCAUUGGACAUACACGACGGUGUUAAAGAACCGUCAGAGAAUGAACAAUCGCAAGAAAUAAUUGACCUUAAAAGCCGGCUUAGUAUGCUACCAGCGGAAAUGGGAACGGAAGUAGCAUUGAAAAAGAAACCUCCGGUACCACCCCCGAAAGCUGAGAAAAGCAAACCGAAAGAAUUAAAACGAGAGCCAUCACCUACAAUCGAUACAGCCGACGAUUUGAAAGACCUGAAAAGUCGGCUGAGCAAGUUACCAGCAGAAAUGGGCGUCAAACUGGACUUUAAAAAGAAGACACCACCUCCAGUUCCGGCCAAGCUGUCGGACGACCAGCUAAGUGAUCCCUCUUCGAAUAUUUUCAGUGAAGAUGACCGUUCCACGAGAUCUCGAAGCAGUACACGAGAACGCUCACAAAGUGUUGACAAGGCAGAAUAUCUGGUAGGUUUGCAGAGUAGGUUCAGCAUGUUACCACCAGAAAUGGGCGCAAAGUUGUCGUUCAAGAAAAAACCACCAUUGGUCAGGCCAGAAAACAUAAGAUCGAACAGCGAAGACCGGGGCGAUGACACCGGUUCAGAGACAACGUCCGUCGGCUGUCCAUCGGAGGAUUUCGAUCUCAAAUAUGACGAAAGUGGGAAAGAAACCUCGCUGGGAGUCGACGAAGCUGAACACCUGAGAGGUCUUAACAGCCGCUUUAAUUUGUUACCCCCGGAAAUGGGUGCCAAACUGAAUUUCAAAAAGAAGCCACUUGUUCCUCCACCAAAAGCCACCCGCACCGAAACUUCAAAAACGGAAACUUCUGGAAAGGAAGAACCAAUGAUUAUCACGACUUCUACAGAUGAGAAUGAAAUCACCGUUUCAAUAUGCCUGGAUGAACCGUCAGCGGAAGCUGAUGAAACUGUUGAACCAACGGAUCUGAGGAACAGGUUCGAUCAUCUGACCCUGGAGACGGGGACAAAAUUGAGUUUUAAAAAGAAGCCGCCUGUUCCGUUGCCUAAAGAAAUCCAAGAAUCAAAGAAUUUGACUGAGGAUAAAGAAGAAAUUGAUGUUAGAAGUAAGUUCAAUUUAGCGCCAACUGAACUGGGAACGAAAAUUAAUUACAAGAAGAAACCGCCGGUCCCAUUACCGAAACCAACAAAAGGUAACAAGGCUGAAAGCGCUGUAUCUGCAAGUGGUGAAGAAACCGCGUCCAUUGUUGUCGAGUCCAGUAGUGAUAGUGCAGAGGUGAGUGCUGAUUCUGAAGAAACGUUUGUGUUUACCAUUGUCUCCGACGUGGAUAAUUCGUCGUUAUCUCUGGAGGAUAGCACGAAAUUGGAACAGCAAGAAGAGGACGAAAAUACUGAAGAUAACGUUUUCGUUUUCACCCUAUGCGACGAAGGUAUCAUUGAAGAAUCAACGUCUCUCAAGCUAGAACCAGAACUGCACGAAGUGAAACCGGAAACUCCGAAACAAAUACGAGAGCUCGACAAACAUGGAGUGGAAUUAUUAAAACAGGAAUUAGAAGUGCAGAGGCAAGAAGCGGAACUGCCGAAAGAAAAAGUAGAACUGCGAAAAGAAGAAACGGAACUGGUGAAAGAAGCAGAACUGCCGAAACGAAAAGCAGAACUGCUGAAGCCAGAAGCAGAACUGCUAAAACAAGAAACGGAACUGCCGAAGCCAGAAGUGGAACUGCUAAAACAAGAAGCGGAACUGCCGAAACCAGAAGCGGAACUGCCGAAACUAGAAGCGGAACUGCUAAAACAAGAAGCAGAACUGCUAAAACAAGAAGCGGAACUGCCGAAGCCAGAAGCGGAACCACAGAAAGACCUAGAACUCCCGAAAGAAGAAACAGAAUUGUCGAAAGAGAAAGCAGAAUCUGAAGAGACAAAAUCCAAACCUAAAUAUCCUCGAAGCUACGAAGACGAUGAAAGGUUAAAGGAAUCUAAGCUUGACACUUUUAAACGAAAGUUUGGCGUGCAGACAGUAGCCGCAAAGCCUACUGUGCCUCCCGGAGCGCGCCGACAAACCCAAACCAAAAGUGAAAAAGGAAGUAGAUUUCCUUAG